Messenger RNA from Triplophysa dalaica, 4600 nucleotides. RefSeq names its product VPS8 subunit of CORVET complex (gene vps8). NCBI's taxonomy places the organism in Eukaryota, Metazoa, Chordata, Actinopteri, Cypriniformes, Nemacheilidae. Gene Ontology annotation, biological process: endosomal vesicle fusion; protein targeting to vacuole. Gene Ontology annotation, cellular component: late endosome; early endosome; HOPS complex. Gene Ontology annotation, molecular function: protein binding. The transcript has 43 exons. The record is from RefSeq and is a predicted model, not a curated record. Bases 232 to 4335 code for a protein of 1367 amino acids.
AGUGCGUUAAUUUGCUACCCAGUACAGUAGGUGGCGAAAAUGCUCAAAAUGAGUUGUUAGCCACUAAACAAGAAGAAGAAGGUACUUCCUAGUACUGCCAGUUGGCAACAUUUUUUGAACCUUUGUUAUGAGAACAAGGAUAAUGCCUUAAAGCUAGAUUAGAUAAAGUGUCUGGAGUAGAUGCAUAUACGGUAAAGAUUAUAUAGGUAAGCAAUAAUCGAUAACUGCGAAAUGGCGGAAUCUCCAGACAGCCGCAGUCUUGUGGCUGCGUCCUCAUUGCUGAAUGUAAUGGAAAUAGAGGCGAUUGAUGAUAAAGAGUUUGACAUCCCCCAAGUGGACACGCCUCCCACUCUAGAGAGCAUACUAAAUGAGCCUGAGGAUGAGGAUGAGCCAUUCAUUCUGGAGGAUACAUGUCUUGUCAACACAGAGAAUAUUGAUGCCUACUCUUGUGAGACCUCCUCUCUGGCAAGCUCUGACAGUGGAGACCGUAGUCAUUUUAAAAGGAGGAGGAAAGUAGUGGAAACUAAUGCAAUAGAACAUGGAUUUGUUUUAAGACACAGUGUGUUGAAAGGAAUCUCAGCCCAGAUAGUGUCUGCUGCAGAUAAAGUUGAUUCUGGCCUGCCAACAGCAAUCACAAUUUCCAGUGUGAUUGCAGUAGGAACAUCACAUGGUCUGGCCUUAGUAUUCGAUCAGAAUCAGGCCCUGCGCUUAUGUUUGGGAACCACAGCACUUGGAGCGGAGUAUGGGGCAGUCUCAGCUCUCAGUAUUAAUCAUGACUGUACAAGACUUCUGUGUGGCUUUGCAAAAGGACAGAUCACUAUGUGGGAUUUGGCCAAUGGAAAGCUUCUGCGCACUAUUACAGAUGCCCACCCACCUGGUACUGCCAUACUACAUGUGAAGUUCACAGACCUCCCAACGCUUGCCGUGUGUAAUGACAGUGGUGGAUCAGUGUUUGAACUGUCUUUCAGGAGGGUGAUGGGAAUGAGGACAUGUGAAUCGAGGUGUUUAUUCAGUGGUUCUAAAGGGGAAGUUUGCUGUGUUGAGCCUCUUCAUGCUGGACCUGAACUGAAGCACCAUCCAGUCACACAGUAUUCUCUACUGGCUUUGGCUUCACUCACUAAGAUUCUGCUGUUAGGACUAAGGCCUUCACUUAAAGUCUGGCUGACUUUUCCCUAUGGCAAGAUACAGAUGGAUCCUACCAGUGUCCCCUUGUUAGCGUGGCAGUUUGUUGCAGUACAGAAAACAAUCAACCCCAUUCUGGCUUUCUGUAGAGGAGACACCAUCCAUUUUCUGCUGGUUAAAAAAGAUGAGUCUGGGACUAUCCAUGUCAUCAAACAGAGGCAGUUUCAACUCAACUGUGAUCCUAUUAGUUUAAGCUGGAUAAAUUCCCAUACACUUGUAUUAAUGGACAGCAGAGAAAAGCUGCGUGUAGUGGACAGGCCCAGUCAGGAGGAACUGGAGGUGGUGGACAUGACUGAGCUGCAACUGGUCUAUAACAGCAGCAAUUUCAAAUCCCUUGCUACUGGUGGAAAUGUCAGCCAAGCACUGGCCCUGGUUGGAGAGAGAGCAUGUUUCCAGUCUGUUAGCAGCUAUUCAGGCCAGGUUAUUUAUCUGGGAACAAAGUCCGUGCACAUCAUGAUCUUGAGGAACUGGCGUGAGCGUGUAGACCAUCUGCUGAAGCAGGAGAAAUGCAUAGAGGCUCUUUCACUUGCCUGGUCUUUCCAUGAGGGAACUGCUAAAGCUGUGCUGGGUCUGUAUGAAGACCCUGCUAAAAGAAAAUGUGUAGUUGCUGACAAGAUGGUGGAGAUUUUAUUACAGUAUGUAAAUCAUUCUCUGAAAAAGUGUCCAGAGCAGGGGAAGAUUCAGGUCAUGGAGCAUCACUUCCAGGACAUGGUCCCAGUCAUGGUGGAUUACUGUAUACUUUUGCAGAGAAUGGACCUACUGUUUAAUGAAAUUUACCCUCGGCUGGUGGAGAACUCUGUUGCCAGGGGUGUGUUUUUGGAGAGUCUGGAGCCAUACAUUUUAAAUGAAAGGAUUGGCUGUCUCACUGCACCUGUCAUGAGAGACCUUCUCAGCUAUUUCCACGAAAAUGGCAUGAUGGAGAGUGUGGAGGGAUGCCUUGUCCAUAUGGACAUCACAAACCUGGAUAUAAAACAGGUAGUGAAGAUGUGCUGGGAUAACCAGCUGUAUGAUGCCAUGAUCUAUGUUUUCAACAGUGGCAUAAAUGAUUAUGUCAGUCCCAUGGAGAAACUCUUCCAGGCAAUUUGUCCUCCUCUGCAUGAAGGAAAGCCUCUCACAGAUGAGCAUGUUGUAAUAGGAAAUAAACUGCUGGUAUACAUCAGCUGCUGUCUAGCAGGACGAGCCUAUCCUUUAGGGGACAUAUCUGAAGAUCUUGUACCCCAGGUGAAAAAACAGGUGUUUGAAUUUCUGAUCCGUUUGCAUUCUGUGGAGGCUGCACAGGAAGAGGAAGUAUAUCCAUUCAUCCGAACUCUCCUCCAUUUUGACACUCAAGAGUUCCUAAACGUCUUGGCACUGACAUUUGAGGACUUCAAGAAUGACAAAAAGGCUUUGGAGUAUCAACAGAGGAUUGUUGACAUUUUGCUGAAGGUCAUGUUGGACAAUUCUGACUUCACCCCAUCGCAGGUUGGCUGUCUUUUUACUUUCCUGGCACGCCAGCUUGCCAAGCCUGAUAACACCCUCUUUGUUAACCGAAAGCUGUUUGACCAGGUUCUUGAGUUUUUAUGUAGUCCGGAUUAUGACUCUAGACAUACAGAAAGACAGCAGGUACUUCUGGAACUGAUGCAGAUUGGGGGUGUGGUUCAGUUUGAAGAGGGGCAUCUCCUUGACCUUGCAGAAAAGGCAGAGUUUUACCAAGUCUGUGAGUUAAUGUAUGACAGAAAACAUCAUUAUGACAAAGUUGUAGACUGCUACCUUAAAGACUCUUUAAGAAAGGAAGAGCUCUUUACCUACAUACAUUCCUUCCUAUCUAUGUCGGACUACACCUCAGAUGAGAAACAGUCUGUGCGGGUCAAAACACUUCAACACAUCAAGGAUCUGGUCAACAUUAACCCAGUUAAGACAACAGAGCUCAUAGUGGUACACUUUUCAGACAAAGUGCAAUCUAUCGUUACAGAUCUGCAGGAUGAUUAUUUGGUUUUCCAGUUUCUGAUGUGCCUCCUGGACCCCAGCUCCAGAGAGGGUCUGAAUCCUCAGGCUGUGAUGAAAGUUGGACCACAUCUUAAUGAGCUUUUAGUGGACCUGCUUUGUCAGUUCAGCCCUCAGCAAGUCAUCACCUUCCUUAAAAUGUCUAGGGAUUACCGGCUAGAGGAGACAAUACAGAUAACAGAGAAACACAAGCUGCAUGAGGCUACAGCCUAUCUUCUGGAGAAGAAGGGGGACUUACACGGAGCCUUUGAACUGCUGCUACAGACCCUCAAGGAAAAAAUGCAAAAGCUUUUCCUGAAAGGCCCAGCAGCAGAUAAGCCCAGCUUUGAGAAAAACGCUAGUGAAGUCCAGAACCCGUUUCAAAUAGUGGAGGAAGUUCUGAAUGACGUCAUUGCUUUUUGUCAGAGAAGCUCUUACAGCCUCAACCUGCAACAGAGAGAGACUCUUUGGUUUUAUCUACUGGAGGCAAUGAUGUCACCACAGAAACUUCAUAAAAGUCCAGAUGACAGACACAUUUCUAAAAUGCUGAAAGAGCUCACCAUGGACGUUUUAAACAGGAUGUCAAGUUUUAUUGCACCACCUGUUAUCAUUCAACGCAUCCUACAGGAUCCUGUAUAUGGGAAAGGAAAUUUGUCUGAGAUCAAGACUCUCAUAAUAGGAAUGCUGGAUACCUUCAACUAUGAACAGACAUUGUUGGAGACAACCACCAAUCUUUUGAAUACUGAUCUUCACUGGUCUCUGUCACAUCUUCGUAAAGCUGUUAGUAGAGGGCUCUACCCCCGACUGGACCACUGCAAUAUCUGCUUACAGCAUUACAAAAGACCACAGGAAAGUGAAGAGGAGAUUAUUAUUUUCAGCUGCGGUCACUUGUACCACUGCCAGUGUCUUCAGCGUAAAGAGACAUGUGUUUUGGGCAAGAAAAUUUAUUCAUGGAGCUGCUACAAAUGUAUGUCAAGUCAUGGAUCGCAGCAAGCAGACAAACCAAGCUCAGAGACCUCCCAAUCACACUCCAUCUCUCUGGCACAGCUGGCUUUUUUGACAGAACACACUCAUUCUGACAGCAAAGAGGGAGCUGGAUUUUUGAACCCUGCCCAUCCACUAAGAGGAAGUAUUUAUUACAAUGAUAACUCCCAGUUAAAGCUUUCUCCUCCACCAUUGGUGGAAGAGUAGAUGGCUGUGCCUAUCGUUACACAUCUUAAUAAAGCACUACCGUAAAAAACCUGCUUUUUCAUGUUUAUGAUUCUGUAUUUCAGCAUACAUUGCUUUGUUUGUCACCAUAUCAAUCCAGUUGUUUGUGUCAAAUUACUUAAAUCUGUAAGAAUUAUUCAAAGUUGCAUGAAUGCAAAAUAGCUUGUAGUUAUUUAAAUAGCUCAGUGAAAAAUAAAAAGAUACAGUUUACCAACUGUUUAACUAUCAAAUAAAGAGAACUAAUGUG